UGUUUAUCCGGAUCCGGAUGCGCGCCAGCGAACCCAGGUGAAAGAUCGCUUCUGGGAAAGGCCGCGAUCAUGCCGGUGAUCUAUGCGCUCGUGGCGCGCGCCCAGAACGUCUUGGCCGAGUGCACCGAAGGGACGGGCAACUUUAUCACGUACUCGCGGGCGAUCCUGCGGGACGUCGACGACCACAAGUACCCGCCCGAGACGCGCAACUCGGUGGCCGUCGACGGCCACGUCUUUUACUACUACCUCAGCGACAGCCUCAUUUACGUCUGCAUGUGCGACGAGCGCUUCCAGAGCAGCGUCGCGUACGCGCUCUUGACGGAGAUCAAGCACGAGUUCUUAUCCAACUAUGGCAACAAGGGCAAGACCGCCAAUGCGUAUGCGAUGAAGGGCUUUGAGACGCACCUCAAGGGCCUCAUGACCAAGUACGACAACGUCAAGAUCGAUACCAAGCUCACGCAGGUGCGCGAUCAAGUCAAGCACGUCAAGAACCAAAUGCUCGAUAACUUGCACCAGAUCAUGGCGCGCGGCGAUAAGCUCGAGGUUCUCGUGAGCAAGACGGAGAAGCUCCAGCAAGACACGCUGGCGUACGAGGGCGAGAUCAAAGCGCUGCAUCGACUCUUUUGGCUCAAGAAUCUCAAGGCGACGCUCACGCUUGUCUUCCUCGUCGCGAUCCUCAUGUGGCUCGUGUCGUCGUGGAUAUGCGGCUUUGACUUUUCCAAGUGCAGCAGCGCCAACAUCCAAAAGCAGGUCGACGCGCAGGGCGCCAAGAUCAACCUGCCCUUCACCAGCGCACCCUAGUCAUCGUAACUUGAACGUUAGAUAUCUCGUGGACGGAAUCGAAUGUAUUAUCAAGGAGCUCAUCAAAUGUAAAGUGCUGCGCUAGAAGCCGCGGCGCUAUGCAGCACUGCACACGGUGUGCUUACAUGUCGCCCGACUCCGCUGCCUGGAGG
Messenger RNA from Saprolegnia diclina VS20, 953 nucleotides. RefSeq lists its product as hypothetical. Lineage: Eukaryota; Oomycota; Saprolegniomycetes; Saprolegniales; Saprolegniaceae. Gene Ontology annotation, cellular component: membrane. Gene Ontology annotation, biological process: vesicle-mediated transport. The record is from RefSeq and is a predicted model, not a curated record. The transcript has 3 exons. Bases 70 to 801 code for a protein of 243 amino acids.